GCGAGUUUUCCAAAUCUAUUUACUACAAAAAUUUGAAAAGGAAACGCAACGUGUAAACUAUUCCACUUUUGCUGGUGUUUCAUAGUUUAAAAAUGACACGUUAACAUGGAAUAAGAAGAAGAACGUCCGGUGUCUAUAAAUGAUCAUCCCGGUGACAGCAUGACAUGAUGGGAACACUUCCUCAACAAGAUAUUUACGUGGAUAGAGAUGGUGGAGAGACUGGGCGAUAUUAUGUCACACUGGAGUCGGGGAACAAGUAUUCGUGCCACUAUGGCGACGCCAAUCCAAACUUAAUAGAUUCUCCUGCUUUUUCUGAAGAAUGUUACAACCAAAACAAGCAUGUAUUAACAGAUAUUGAAAAUAACACUGGACAAUUUCCUUACUACCGUUCCGCCAACUUAACCAGAUCACCAGGUUGUGGUCCCUUACCAAAUGUGACAUCUGGUACCGGCGAGUGGGUGUGUCCUAAAGGGGUAUCGCUAUCUUCAGUGCCAGUGUACGUGUCUUGUCUGUUUCAAUGUUUGAAUGGUACUACUAACAUCAAAGUCAGAUGCACUGAAAAACUAAAGUGGGACAACAAUUUAUCUGGUGUCUGUUCUUCAGAUGCGUUGAGUGAUAAGAACUUUGAUCCACCCUCGACGAAUUUGCCCCUGGCAAUAAUAAUGCCAAUAAUGGCGUGCCUCCUUUUAAUUUUCUUUCUCGUUCUCUUCAUUACAAAAAGACGUUUGAACAUAAAAUGCGCUAAUCUGAAGAAAAAAUUAUGCAACUCUUCAGAUACAGACAAUAAUUUUAAUGAUACGGAAUCACCCUCUGUUCUGGGAUGCGAGAAAAAACCUAGAAGUCAAAAGUGUCCGGUAAAAAAUCAAAUAGCAAACAGAACUCAUGAUGUCCAACAGCAAAAAGAUGCCUCAGGUCGAAAGGAUCUGGAUUCAAAUACCUCACAAGAGUCACAUAGAAUGAGUGAUUCUUCCAACAAUGACCUUUUGCAAACAAUGAACUCUGAAACCAGCAGUCGAUUCAGUGACUUCUGUAAUUACAACGGCGGGACUAAUACCUCAUAUCCACAGAACGAAUGGCGGGAGGAUUCUGAAGACUUGCCACCCCCUUCAUCAUUCUCAACUUCUAAUGACAUCUCCAUACCUCUAGAGAUAGAUUCACUCAAAUGUGAAUAUCUUGGAAUCACGAAAGAGAAUGUUGCAUACUUAAAGUGCCCUUCACAAAAAGCCAGUGUUAUCAAACCGGAUCCCUGCCCAACAGUUGCUGCAAUGCUGGACGGUGCUUUGGAAAACAGUGUACAAUUUGUAGAUGAUCUUUCAACCUUACUCGAUCCAGAUAAACAGUACAAAAAUAUUUGCACCUGGCAAGGACUAGCUCAGAAAUUGUUCGAUCUUCCUUAUAAUAAAAUCCUUGAAAUAAGACACAAAACAAAAGACCAUUUCAAGGAGGGCGUCUUGCCCUUGCUGAGUUCCCACGGAUGCACUAUUUAUGAUGUGACUUCUUAUUUCAACCUUGAGUCGUCACGACGAGUUGACGUAAUCGAGUGCAUUCGGCGUUAUCAUCCAAAUUGUCAGAAAUGUGGAGAAAUCUACAACAAUCUCAAACCUGAUAUGUUGUCAAAAUUAUCCUAACUCAGGAAGCUGACAAAAAUGAUACAUUACAUGUAUUUCUUAUAAUUUAAACAUUUUUAUUUAUUGUAUUAUUUGUUAUACAUAUUGAUCAGUUGACAUAAAAAUUAGGCCAGUACAAUCAA
This is a messenger RNA of Saccostrea echinata, 1750 nucleotides long. RefSeq lists its product as uncharacterized. Bases 165 to 1628 code for a protein of 487 amino acids. The transcript has 7 exons. NCBI's taxonomy places the organism in Eukaryota, Metazoa, Mollusca, Bivalvia, Ostreida, Ostreidae. The record is from RefSeq and is a predicted model, not a curated record.